Babesia bovis T2Bo is the source of this 1415-nucleotide messenger RNA. Its product is annotated as GTP1/OBG GTPase family protein. The transcript has 2 exons. The coding region runs from base 224 to 1378 and encodes 384 amino acids. Gene Ontology annotation, cellular component: mitochondrion. The record is from RefSeq and is a predicted model, not a curated record. Lineage: Eukaryota; Apicomplexa; Aconoidasida; Piroplasmida; Babesiidae. Gene Ontology annotation, molecular function: GTP binding; GTPase activity.
UUUAAAAACAAACUCAUUUUCGUAAUUUUGUUGAAAUUCAUCGUACCAAACUGCUAUCAGUUUUAUAUCAGAAUUGAAACAUCUAAGAAUCCCAGCAGUUUGUAUAGGAUGAAUAUGAUACGGAAUGAUCGAGGCUACGGAUAAAUACGAAUCUUAUUAUUCAAAAAUAAUCUAUCAAUCGGAGGUUAUUGCGAUGUAUGCGGUUAUCUUAGCAGUUAUGUAAAUGACUCGACUACACAUAAAACCACUUGCUGAAGCAUGCGGAGAAUUACUGGCACCCAAACAGACAGAGACUUUUCCUAGAUACCAAAAACCGUUUGUAGACUAUCUUAGAGUCAAAUGCAAAGCAGGGCACGGAGGAGCGCCUGUUGCCAAUGUUAACCGUUCUAGGCGAUUAUGCGGUCCUGGAUACGGGGGACAUGGAGGAAAUAUUGUUCUUAGACCAACACACCUUGUGGAAAGCCUUCUCCACAUAGAUGACAUUGUGAAAGCUAACAAUGGCGGUGAUGCUAUGGGUACAAGUAGAGGGAAGCAUGCUAAGCAUUGCGCCAUACACGUACCGCUAGGAGUCAUCGUAAGGAAACGCGUAAAGACAGAGGAGGGCUACAGAAAUGUGUUUUGGCACCAAUUCCUAAAUCAGGAUCGUGAUCUAUUGGUUGCCCGUGGAGGAAGAGGCGGUUUAGGACCCUCCUGCUUCAAAAAGCAUGAUCACCGGCUACCGGAGAUUGGGGAGACCACUAAUAUAGAAUUGGAACUCAGACUAAUAAAUGACGUAGCAUUUAUUGGCGAACCAAAUGUCGGCAAAACUAGUCUUAUAAGCGCAUUAACAACAUAUAUGACCCGGAUAGGGCCUGAAGAAGGAUCAACAACCAGGCCACACAUCGCAGUAAUGAGGUUUGUCGACGGCCUUGACAUCAGAUUAAUGGAUUUGCCGCCCAUUUGUAAAGAAAAUGGGAUACCUUUGAACAGGAUAAUGCGACAUAUAUAUCGUAGCAAAAUUAUCGCAUAUGUAGUUACCGCUGUUGGCGAUGAAAAUAUCUACUGUACCUUGGAGAGACUCAGAAAUUGCAUAAGAAAAUCCCCCAUGUAUAACAGUAACAAAUUAGAGCUGGUUAUAGUUAAUAAGUGCGAUAUGAUUCACAAGCAUGCACUAUAUAAUCUUGACAAACUGUACUACAAACUUGCUAAUGACGGCGACCAAAUCACUUUGGUUGGGGUCUCUGCAACACAUAAACUAGGGCUACAACGACUAGCAAACACAUUAAGGGAACUGUUAUAUCCUACGCAAAUCCAACAUAUGCCAAGAGAAAGAGUUACAGCACAUGUCAUCACACUACUCAAUGGUGCUGAAGACAGUGACACGAAUCGUUUGAUAUAAAGUUCCGUUUGAUGGAUAUUGAAUGUUGGUAAUCACU